Messenger RNA from Budorcas taxicolor (takin), 684 nucleotides. RefSeq names its product OVCA2 serine hydrolase domain containing (gene OVCA2). Bases 1 to 684 code for a protein of 227 amino acids. NCBI's taxonomy places the organism in Eukaryota, Metazoa, Chordata, Mammalia, Artiodactyla, Bovidae. Gene Ontology annotation, cellular component: cytoplasm; nucleus. Gene Ontology annotation, biological process: response to retinoic acid. The transcript has 2 exons. The record is from RefSeq and is a predicted model, not a curated record.
AUGGCUGCGCAGCCGCUUCUGCGGAUUUUGUGUCUGGCGGGUUUUCGGCAGAGCGAGCGGGGCUUCCGUGAGAAGACCGGAGCGCUGCGGAAGGCGCUGCGGGGCCGCGCAGAGCUCGUUUGCCUCAGCGGCCCGCACCCGGUCGUAGACGUAGCCUGGUCGGAGGGCGCCAGGCCAGACUCUGGACCCUGCCCUCCGGAGGAGCAGCCUCGAGGCUGGUGGUUUUCCGAACAGGAGGCAGACGUUUUCUUGGCCCUGGAAGAACCCACGGCGUGCAGAGGUCUGGAGGAAGCUCUGGGAACGGUGGCACAGGCACUGAACAAGCUGGGGCCUUUCGAUGGGAUCCUUGGUUUCAGCCAGGGGGCCGCGCUAGCAGCUCUUGUGUGUGCCCUUGGCCAAGGCGGUGAUCCCCGCUUCCCUUUGCCCCGGUUUGUCAUACUUGUAUCUGGUUUCUGCCCGCGGGGCCUUGGCCUCAUGGAACCCAUCAUGCAGGGCCCCUUGUCACUGCCUUCCCUCCAUGUUUUUGGGGACACUGACGGCGUCAUCCCCUCUCAGGAGAGUAUGCAGCUAUGUAGCCGAUUCGAUGGAGCCGUCACCCUUACCCACUCUGGUGGCCACUUCAUUCCAGCAGCCGCACCCCAGCGCCAGGCCUACCUCAAGUUCUUGGACCAGUUUGCAAACUGA